This is a messenger RNA of Cetraspora pellucida, 201 nucleotides long. The record is from the annotation of a GenBank genome assembly. NCBI's taxonomy places the organism in Eukaryota, Fungi, Glomeromycota, Glomeromycetes, Diversisporales, Gigasporaceae.
AUGGGAUCUGGCUCUAAAUCUGAAAGUGCAUUAUUACAAAUAGUAAAAGCAAAAUGUUUUAUUGUUAAAGCAGAAGAAUUUAAAGCUUAUAGGCAAUUGCAAAAUGUAAAUAUUAACAAUAAAAUAGCUGUUGAAACUAUCACUUAUAAAGAUUAUAGGGAAGAUAAACUUACAACUACUAUUUGGGCUAAGAUAUAUUGA